GCCACCGAUCGAUCAUCCCAGCCGAUUCUCAGAUCCAACCAAGAUCCAACCGUGCGUCAGGCCACUAUUGGAGAACAUCCUUAAUCCACCUACUGCCGUGUCCUACGCCCUGCAAACCUCUGUACCGCUGUCUCAAAGGCCCCGGCGGUUCUGUCCUGCCGCUGUCUAUUUACUGCCGGUCCUGCCCUGUCCUGCUGCUGGAGCACUGCAGCCCUCUCCCCGCCCGAUAGCCGAAGUUGCGAAACUUUUUGUGUUGCGCCGCUGCCGUCAUCGCCAGCCGCCAUGCCCAAGGAACACAAGAAGCGCGGCCGCCGCGACGAGCAGAAGAAGCGCAAGAGGGACGUCGACGACGAUGCAAGUGCAAAGCGCUUCAAAAAAGACGACAUCGACCAGCUCGAAGCGGAAAACCCUGCGCAGCAUGUCGCCGAACAUGACGUCGCCCGCCCGGAUGCGACGCCCUUCUACGGAAUGCUCGACGAGCAGGAGCAGGAGUACUUCAAAAAGGCCGACGAGAUGCUCGAGCUGAACCAGUUCGAGAGCUCCGAAGACCGAGACAUCUUCCUCGCCAGCGUCUGGAAAGAGGCCGACGGCAAGGAACUGAAAAUCGCCAACAGCCAGACGUCGCGCCUGCUCGAACGCCUGAUCCUUCUUUCCUCGCCCGACCAGCUCAAGGGCCUGUUCCAGAAGUUCAGCGGACACUUCCUCAACCUUGUCCAGAACCGAUUCGCGUCCCACUGCUGCGAAGCCCUCUUCAUACAAGCUGCGCCUGUUGUCACCGAAGAGACUGCUGCCAAACCUGAGAAACCGCAAACACCGCCGUCGUCAGACCCCGACCAAGUCCUCGUCUCCAUGGAGAAUUUGUUCCUAUACACGCUGGGCGAGCUGGAGGGUUACAUGGGCUUCCUAAUGACCGACAAGUAUGCAUCGCACGUACUGAGAGUACUACUCGUCAUUCUAUCGGGCGCCCCGCUGGAAAAACAGAACAAGUCGGCUAUGCAGAGCAAGAAGAAGGAAAAGGUCACCGUCUCAGGCGCAGAGAAGGAGCAGGAACGUCUACUCGAAGAGAGGGCCGUCCCCGAAAGCUUUUCCGAAGCUCUGGAGAAGGUCAUCAGCGAGAGUGUCUCGGGCAUUGAGUCGCACUACCUCCGUACCCUGACCACACACCCACUCGGCAGUCCCACUCUACAGCUACUGCUCAAGCUGGAGCUUUCCCACUUCGGCAAAUCGCGGGCCAAGGACGAAAAAUCCAUCAUCCACAGACUUUUGCCAGACAAUCCCAUAGCGGAAGGAACAGAAAGCGCCAUCCUGAUCAACGGGCUUGUGUAUGAUACCAUUGGCUCCCGACUACUGGAAGUCAUCAUCGAGAAUGCGCCCGGAAAGGUAUUCAAGUCCAUUUACGGAGAGUUCUUCAAGGAACGCAUGGGUACGCUGGCUCGCAAUGAGAUCGCUGCCUAUGUCGUCGGAAAGAUCAUGGAAAGACUUGGCAAGGACGACCUGGAAGAGGUCAUGCGUCAAAUAGUGGACCAGAUCCCCAGCUUGGUAGAACGUGGCCGGACGGGGGUUAUCAAGACACUCAUCGAGCGAUGCGUCGCGCGUGACAUCGACUGCUCGCCUAUCAAGGCUCAGCUGGAGACUGCAUAUGCCGGCUCUAAUGGCUUCGAAGUCACACGUAUUCUCAAGCUUAGUGAGGAAGACGGCAAACCUCGUGCCAAACAUGAACACUCACCAGAGAAGGUUCAUGGGUCGCUCCUAGCACAAACCAUGAUGACCGUCGAUGGGCCCCUUGGCCAGCUUGUCUUUGACUCUCUUGCCAACCUGUCCCCGGAACUCGCUGUCCAGCUCGCUCGCGACUCUACGGCGUCGCGGACGCUUCAGGCAGCACUGAUGUCGAAGAACGCUUCUGUCAUCUUCCGCCGAAAGAUGAUACAACAAUUUUAUGGCAAGAUUGGUGAGCUUGCGCUCGAUCCUGCUGCAUCUCACGUCAUCGAUGCCAUAUGGCACGGUACAGCUGGUCUAGCUUUCAUCCGCGAGCGCAUCGCGGAAGAGUUGGCCGAGAACGAAAACUCGCUUCGAGAAUCCUUCGUCGGGCGUGCGGUCUGGCGGAACUGGCGCAUGGACCUGUACAAACGCAAACGCGGCGACUGGGUCACACAAUCGCGCUAUACCGCCGGAAAUGACGGUUUCCAGAGUUUCCCAGAGUCCAACGGCGACGCAACCCCGCCGCAAAACCAUCGGGCGGGAAGACAUCUGACGGCUAUCGAACUGGCAAGGCAGAAGCAUGCCGCUGCGAAAGCCUCACAAGCCAAGGACGGCAAAAAGCCGAAGAAGGGGAGUCAUACAACAAACAGCAGUGUCAGCAGCGGAAGCAGCAGCAAAGCCAAGAGCCUCGUCGCGCAAUAAUAGUGCUAUUAUACAUUAUGUACAGGAAUUUCUUUUGUCAGCACGGUUCGCUGAGAAUGAGGCAUCGUACUACGGCGUUUUCCGAGCUGGGUUUAGGGCUUAGGUGGGCCUGUCGCGCAUUUUUCUGAUUCGACGACUCUAGAUACCUUUUAGUGGCAUACUUGCAUGAGAACAGUUUUGCUUUAGGAAUGUGGC
This is a messenger RNA of Alternaria rosae, 2595 nucleotides long. RefSeq names its product armadillo-type protein. The transcript is spliced from 2 exons. Gene Ontology annotation, cellular component: preribosome, small subunit precursor; nucleolus; 90S preribosome. Gene Ontology annotation, molecular function: RNA binding. Gene Ontology annotation, biological process: ribosomal small subunit export from nucleus; endonucleolytic cleavage in 5'-ETS of tricistronic rRNA transcript (SSU-rRNA, 5.8S rRNA, LSU-rRNA); endonucleolytic cleavage in ITS1 to separate SSU-rRNA from 5.8S rRNA and LSU-rRNA from tricistronic rRNA transcript (SSU-rRNA, 5.8S rRNA, LSU-rRNA). The coding region runs from base 283 to 2400 and encodes 705 amino acids. The record is from RefSeq and is a predicted model, not a curated record. Lineage: Eukaryota; Fungi; Ascomycota; Dothideomycetes; Pleosporales; Pleosporaceae.